Messenger RNA from Schistocerca cancellata (South American locust), 1754 nucleotides. Its product is annotated as pleckstrin homology domain-containing family D member 1-like. The coding region runs from base 83 to 1576 and encodes 497 amino acids. Lineage: Eukaryota; Metazoa; Arthropoda; Insecta; Orthoptera; Acrididae. The transcript has 12 exons. The record is from RefSeq and is a predicted model, not a curated record.
CCGGGAACGGAGCGUAAAGUCUGUAUACGUCAAAUGAUGUCAUGAGCUGCAGAAGUAUGCUUUACGAUGCGUAUGAUCGAAAAUGAUCGAUGCUGAUGAGCCGUUUAACAUAGUAACCAAAGUACAGUUGAGUGGAAUUUUGUUAAAAAAAUCUUUUUCUCCCCAUUCCAACAAAUGGAACAAAAGGUUUUUUAUGGUGAAGGAAGGAUUCCUGCUCUAUUACUCAGAAAAUGAAAAGAAGUCCUUUGACAAAAGAGGCUACUUCAACAUUCAUCCAAAGGGUGUGUUACCAAUUGGAGGAUGUAUAAUUCAACCAUCAUCUGAUGUCGGCCAGGAGUAUAUGAUCAAAAUUGGUAGUGACAGCUUCAUAAAUGGCCCAGUAAUAUUGGCAGCAGAAACUCAGUUUGACCAAGAACGAUGGAUUCAAGGUUUGCAAGAGGCAGCUCGUAUAACAUGGGAGAAUUCACGAAUGGGAGAAUCCAUCAUUCGGGACUUAGAAUCUCAGGGCCUAAAGCUGAACAAAGAAAAGCAGUCUUAUGUGGAGAAGUUACAUGAGGAGACAAUUGCAUUACAGGAUGAAAUAGAUAGAAAUGAGGAAUUAGAGAAAUUGAACCUAAUCCUUGAUGAAGAAAAAUGCCGACUUCAGGAAACCAUUGCAGAAUUUAAAAAGGAGCACGAAGCUAUGAAGAGAGAAUAUGAAGAAACCAUAUCAGCAUUGCGAUUAGUACAGCAGGACAAAGAAGCUUUGGAACAAACCACAAGUGAUUUGAUGAAAAAUCUUGCUGAUUUAGAAGAAGAAAAGCUGAGAAUCCAUGAGCAUCUGAACAGGAAAGACACAAAUUGUCAUGGAGAAGAGAAAGCAACGGAAAAGUUACAUGAAGAUUUACAAGAUAUUGAGGAAGAGACAAGAUGCCUGUUGGAGGAAAAGACUGAAAUUGAAAUAAGGUAUCAAGAAAAUGAAUUACGAGCAAAGUUAUUGGAGGAAGAAAAACAGCUAAUUUCAGAAGAAUCGUCAAAACUUCUAUCCUCACUGAAUGAUCUGCUAACACAAAAGGAUCUUCCAGAGUCAGAUUUGUUGUUAGAAAUGUCUGCUCGUAUAGAUGCUGAAAAACAGUUAAAACUUGCUCAAGAUUCUGUUUACAAGCUUGAAGGAGCUCUUGAGACAGAAAUUAACCCUGUAGACUUGCGCACAAAAAUUUUGCCUGAUGUGAAAAAGUUGCGACAAUUUUUUGAACAUGUUGCUGAGGAAGCAAAGAUAGAUGCGAACAUGCCAGUCAUAAUGAAGAACGCUGUUUAUGCUCGUAAGAAAUUAGCUAAGAAAGCAAGAUCACAGGUGAUAGAGCAGUCACGUCAGGAAAAAGCGAAAACUUUAGGGCUCAACUUUGAAGACUCUCCAUCUGCUGAUCAACCCCUCAGAAGAUCACUGUCAAUAAUGAUUUCUAAAAAUAGUUUAAAGCCACAGCUCACAAGAUCAAAAUCACUAAGAAUGAAUAAUGGCUAUUUCAGAAAUUCAACCAGCUCUGACGGACUAGAAGAAGAUUCUUUAUCAAGGCCCAAAGCAGAUGGUAGUACUUAGACAUGAGAAAAGGGAUUAACUGUGCUGCAUUUUAUUUUCUCUGUUGUUGCUACUUCACCAGCAGAGAGAGAGAGAGAGAGAGAGAGAGAGAGAGAGAGAGAGAGAGCAAUUGUGUAAAUAUAGCUACAAAGAUUUAUGAUGAAGAUCUUUUAUUUUAAUGAUAUGGUUAUAAUAGAAG